Kogia breviceps (pygmy sperm whale) is the source of this 1422-nucleotide messenger RNA. RefSeq names its product doublecortin domain containing 2 (gene DCDC2). Gene Ontology annotation, cellular component: microtubule; axoneme; kinocilium. Gene Ontology annotation, biological process: neuron migration; regulation of cilium assembly; cilium assembly. The record is from RefSeq and is a predicted model, not a curated record. Lineage: Eukaryota; Metazoa; Chordata; Mammalia; Artiodactyla; Physeteridae.
AUGAGCGGCACUGGCGCCAGGUCCAGCCACCUGUCUCAGCCGGUCGUGAAGAGCGUGCUGGUGUACCGCAACGGGGACCCCUUCUUCGCGGGGCGCCGCUUCGUCUUCCACGAGAAAAAGGUGUCCAGCUUCGACGUCUUCCUCAAGGAGGUGACGGGAGGCGUUCAGGCGCCCUUUGGGGCCGUCAGGAACAUCUACACCCCGCGGACCGGGCACCGCAUCCGGAAGCUAGACCAGAUCCAGACCGGGGGCAACUACGUGGCUGGGGGCCAGGAAGCCUUCAAGAAACUCAAUUACUUGGACAUAGGAGAAAUCAAGAAAAGACCAAUGGAAGUUGUGAAUACAGAGGUGAAACCAGUCAUCCACAGCAGGAUCAAUGUGUCAUCUCGCUUUAGAAAACCACUUCUGGAACCCUGCGCUAUCUUCUUGAUUGCAAAUGGAGACCUUAUAAACCCAGCUUCUCGACUCCUCAUCCCUAGAAAAGCCUUGAAUCAGUGGGAUCAUGUACUACAAAUGGUCACGGAAAAAAUAACUCUGAGGAGUGGGGCUGUCCACAGACUUUAUACUUUAGAAGGAAAACUGAUUGAGAGUGGGGCAGAGUUGGAGAAUGGGCAGUUUUACGUGGCUGUCGGCAGAGAUAAGUUUAAGAAAUUGCCUUACAGUGGAUUACUUUUUGACAAGUCAACAAUGAGAAGGUCUUACGGUCAGAAAGCCUCUUCACUACCUCCUAUUGUAGGAUCCAGAAAGUCUAAAGGGAGUGGAAAUGAUCGCCAAUCUAAGUCAACAGUCGGAUCCAGCGACAACUCAUCUCCUCAGCCCCCAAAGAGGAAAGGGAAAAAAGAAGAUGUGAAUUCAGAAAAACCCACGAAAGGGAAACAGAAUGUAAAGUUAAAGAGUUCGCCGCAAACAAUUCCAAACAGUGAUGAAGGCGUUUUCAAAGCUGGAGAGGAAAGAUCAGAAACGCGGGGGGCUGCAGAAGUCCAAGAAGAUGAAGAUACUCAAGUUGAGAUUCCAGUUGACCAGAGGCCAGCAGAAAUAGUAGAUGAGGAAGACAGAGAGAAAGAAAAUAAGGAAGUGGGACAGAAGGAAGACUUUUCAGGAAUGAAUGGUGGAGUUGAAGAGGAAGGAGGCAGGGAGGCUACUGAAGCUCCAGAGCAAGCAGAGGAGAUCCUGGAUCACAGGGAGGAGCAGGCAGGUCCUGCUCGUGUGAACAGAGGCACCAAUGAAGAAAAUGGCGAGGAACUGGACCAGGUUAAUAAUGAGCUUCAAGAAGCAGUGGACGAGGAAAUAAAGUCUCAAGGAGCUGGCAGUGGAUGUGAAGAGGCUGACUUGGACCCUCAAAGACCACCAAAGCCAGAAGUAAAAAUCACCAGCUCACAAGAAAAUGAUAACAAUGAACGAAACAAGGAUAAUCUGUCAUAG